CAUCCUCUGAUCGUGGCCGAAGCUCAGUCGCACCCCAGUGUCCGGCCAGGGUCCGCCGAGCGUGUGCAGCAGCAGUCAGUCGUCCAGUGUUUCCAGUUCAGUGUUCAGUGCAAGACACAGUGUGUGCAUGCAAGACUGUGGACCGUGAUAACACUAUUAAUAGUGCUGGUGAUAAGCAAACAUCUUAAGGGAAAGUAGCAGCGGCAAGCUGUUUAGCUCAGCUGUGGUGAGACUUUUGGAUAAGAACAUGGUGCCGCGAGUGAAAAAGUGCAUAUGGGCCGCACUGUUUGUGCUGGCGUCGGUUGCUGUGGGACAGGUGGUCGGUCAGGGUGAGGGAGCUGGAGCUGCUGCCGUGUGGGCCCCCACGUGGACGGAUACGCUCAAGAAAGAUCUGCUGAAGGGAUACGAUCCAUCGAUUCGGCCUUCGCAGCACUACAACGUCACGACGGUGGAGACGGCAAUCACCAUCACACACGUGGAGAUCAACGAAAUCAAGUCAACCCUAUCGGUGUACGGAUGGAUGAAGUUUAAAUGGAACGAUCCUAAGCUUACGUGGAACCCUGCCAACUACGGAAACCUGAAUGUGGUCCGCUGGGAUCCGACGAUCGUGUGGAGACCGGACGUUGUGCUGUACAACAAUGCGGGCGGCUCGGAUCAGCAUCACUAUGGCGAUACGAACGUGCUGGUGUACAGUGAAGGCAAUGUGCUGUGGGUUCCACCGACCGAGUACCAUGCGUUCUGUGAGCUAAACAUGCGUCUGUGGCCUUUCGACUACCAGAAAUGUAUCCUCAAGCUUGGAUCCUGGACGUUCGACGGAUACAUGCUCAAUCUGACCCUUGGCAGUGAGCCGCAGAUCGAAACGCUGGUCACCAACUCCGAGUGGAAAAUUGUCAAGAUUGGUAUGGAAAGAAACACCCGUUACUACCCGUGCUGUACGGAACCGUACAUCGACAUCACGUACAACGUGACGCUCCAGCGUCAAUCGCAAACGCACCGUGCGAUCGUGAUCGUACCGGCAUUGGUGAUCAUGAUACUGGCCCUCUCCGUUUUCUGGCUUCCGUUGGAAUCGGGCGAGCGGAUCAUUACGAACGGUAUCAUUGCGCUGAUGGUUACGAUCUAUCUGGUUUACUUCGCCCAACAGCUACCGGCCAUUUCGGGCCACACACCGCUGAUUGUAAUAUUCUUCAGCAACACAUUGCUGCUGACCGCGUUCAGCACGAUCAUCUGUGUGGUUGUGCUGAACGUGUCGAAGUCGAAGCAUCAGCGAAGUCUGCCGAACAUGCUGAAACGGUUGGCCGGAUGUGUGGGACCGUUCGUGGGAGUUGGCAAGAAGCACUUUAGCUUCAGCGACAAGGGUAACGUCACGAUCGAGAGCAGCAUGGACCACGAGUGGAGCAAGUUCGGGUUGGUGCUGAACCGUCUGUCGUUUGUUGUGUAUUGCAUUAUUUUCCUCAUUUGUGCUUUCUACAGCUUCUAAGAGUGCGAUCUUUCUUCGAUUCGGAAGGGGGUUUUCGCGCAGGACAAAAAGAAACUACAAUUCCGAUUCAUUGUAACAUUAUAAUCAUGAUCAAUAAACUUGAAAAGCAAAGCUAA
Anopheles stephensi (Asian malaria mosquito) is the source of this 1593-nucleotide messenger RNA. Its product is annotated as neuronal acetylcholine receptor subunit alpha-7-like. The record is from RefSeq and is a predicted model, not a curated record. Gene Ontology annotation, molecular function: extracellular ligand-gated monoatomic ion channel activity; neurotransmitter receptor activity; transmembrane signaling receptor activity. Gene Ontology annotation, biological process: signal transduction; chemical synaptic transmission; monoatomic ion transmembrane transport. Gene Ontology annotation, cellular component: synapse; neuron projection; membrane. Lineage: Eukaryota; Metazoa; Arthropoda; Insecta; Diptera; Culicidae. The transcript is spliced from 5 exons. The coding region runs from base 248 to 1477 and encodes 409 amino acids.